This is a messenger RNA of Pestalotiopsis fici W106-1, 1620 nucleotides long. RefSeq lists its product as uncharacterized. Gene Ontology annotation, molecular function: protein binding. The transcript is spliced from 2 exons. Gene Ontology annotation, biological process: rRNA processing. Bases 1 to 1620 code for a protein of 539 amino acids. The record is from RefSeq and is a predicted model, not a curated record. Lineage: Eukaryota; Fungi; Ascomycota; Sordariomycetes; Amphisphaeriales; Sporocadaceae. Gene Ontology annotation, cellular component: nucleus.
AUGUCGUCCAUGAUCACAACUGCUGCCUGGGUGCCGCGCGGGUUUGCGGCACCUUUUCCAACAAAGUAUGACUUUGACGACGAGGAAUUCGAGCGCAUCGCCGAGCUUGCGAAACUCCAGCUUGACGACGCAAAUGAUGAACUAGAGGAUGCGCAGGAGGAGGAAGCUGCUGGAGCCAAUGCGGCUGGCAGUGGUAUCGAGGGUACCUCGUCCCCAGCAGCCAAGGCAGAGAAGCAGAGCACAGAAGCCAUCAACAUCGACGACGAUGACCUGAAGGAGUACGAUCUCGAGCACUACGAUGACGAUGACGAAGAUCAACCCGAAGGCCAGAAGAUGGACAUGUUUGGCAAUGUCAAGUCCCUAGCUUACUACGAAUCCAACAAGGAAGACCCUUACAUUACGAUACCCGAUGGACAGAACGACGAUGAGGACGAGCGGGAAGAACUUCAGAUUCUGGCCACGGACAACCUUCUCUUGGCUGCCAAGGUUGAAGAUGAGCUGGCACACCUUGAGGUGUACGUUUAUGAAGAUGAGGCAGACAACAUGUAUGUCCACCACGACAUUAUGCUUCCUGCCAUUCCCCUUUGCGUCGAGUGGCUCGACCUGCCCGUCGCCAAAAAGGGCGUUCCCCAGGACUCGACAGCAAACUUUGUCGCAAUCGGUACCAUGGACCCGGAUAUUGAGGUCUGGGAUCUCGACACUGUGGACUGCAUGUACCCCAAUGCUAUUCUUGGCCAAGGCAACAAGGGCCCAGAUGCGGACAAGAAAAAGAAGAAGAAGAAGUCAAAGAAGGCCAAUGAUGAGUUCCACGUCGACGCUGUUCUCUCGUUAGCCGCCAACCGGAAACACCGAAACCUCCUGGCCUCGGCUUCCGCAGAUAAGACAGUGAAGCUCUGGGACUUGAACACUGCAAAGUGCGCCAAAUCGUACAGCUACCACACCGACAAGGUGUGCUCGUUAGCAUGGCACUCGGUCGAGUCCACCGUUCUCCUCAGUGGUAGCUACGACCGCACUGUCGUGGCCGCAGACAUGCGUGCGCCUGAUGCGAAGAUGCCCCGGUGGGGCGUUGAGAGUGACGUUGAGAACGUCCGAUGGGACCCUCAUGACCCGAACUUCUUCUUUGUGUCGACUGAGAACGGCAUCAUUCACUAUCACGAUAUUCGAAACAUUCCCUCGAGUCCUGCGGCCAGUAAGCCAGUCUGGACACUGCAGGCUCACGAUGAGUCGCUUUCAUCGUUUGACAUCAACAACCACAUUCCCGGCUACAUGGUCACUGGAUCGACAGACAAGACUGUCAAGCUCUGGAACAUUCAACCCACUGGCCCUGCCGUGGUCGUCACGCGCAACCUCGAUGUUGGAAAGGUCUUUUCUACGACCUUUGCACCGGAUGCCGAGGUAGCUUUCCGCCUCGCUGUCGCUGGCAGCAAGGGCACUAUGCAUGUCUGGGACACCAGCACCAACUCGGCCGUGCGCAAGGCUUUUGCUCACAAGAUCUCGGGUGAGCCGACCUCGGGUGUAGAGGACAGAUUGGUGGGAGUAGCGGAGGACGACACGGAUUCCGACUCUGAUGAGGGAGACGAUGACGAGGAAGAGGACGGAGAUUCCAUGGAUGAGGACUAG